UUUUACAGAAACAAAGAAAAUUCAUCAGCUUUAGAAUCAAAUCAAACAGAAGGUAAAACUAAACUGAAAAAGAGGAAGAUAGCUGAAACAUCUAAUGUUAUCACAGAAUCGCUGCCAUCUGCAGAAUCAGAGCCUGUUGAAAUUGAAGUUGAGAUUGCUGAGGGAACAAUUGAAGUGGAAGAAGACAGCAUUGAGACACUUGAGGAAGUAGCUUCUGCAGAGCAGUCCAUAAAGUACAUACAGACAACGGGCACAUCUGAUGAAUCUGCUUUGGCUCUUCUGGCAGAUAUCACUAGCAAGUAUCGUCAGGGAGAGCGAAAAUGCCAGAUCCAAGAAAAAGUUGACAGUGCAGCUGAUCCUUCAUGCAAACAGGAACACAUGAAAACACACUCUACUGAGAGUUACAAGUGUGACAUAUGCAAUAAAAGGUACCUACGAGAGAAUGCUCUGAAACAGCACCUCACCUGUUACCACCUUGAUGAAGGUGGUGCCCCUAAGAAGCAAAGACCUGGCAAAAAAAUACAUAUAUGCCAGUACUGUGAUAAACAGUUUGACCACUUUGGGCAUUUUAAAGAGCACCUCCGGAAACAUACAGGUGAAAAACCAUUUGAAUGUCCAAACUGCCAUGAACGUUUCGCUAGGAAUAGCACGCUCAAAUGUCACUUGACGGCCUGUCAGUCUGGAGCUGGAGCUAAAAAGGGAAGGAAGAAACUGUAUGAAUGUCAGGUUUGUAACAGCGUGUUUAACAGCUGGGAUCAGUUUAAAGAUCACUUGGUAAUCCACACUGGCGACAAACCCAACCACUGUACUUUAUGUGAUUUGUGGUUUAUGCAAGGCAGUGAGUUGAGAAGGCAUCUAAAAGACACACAUAAUAUUUCAGAACGACUAGUGACAGAAGAGGUUCUUCCAGUGGAAGCUAUGGAAGGUGAACCAGUAACAUCAAUGACCAUAAUAGAACAAGUGGAGCAAGUUCAUGUCCUACCAGUAAUUCAGGUACAAGUGGAUCCUGCACAGGUAACUGUGGAACAGAUGCACCAGGAUCUCAUACAGGACAAUCAAGUGAAAGGCACACAGAUGGAUGAACUGCAAGAACAGGUGCAAAUUAGUUACCUGGAAGUGGAGCACAUUCAAACUGAACAAGGUGCUGAAGUUCACGUGGAGCAGUUGCAUGUUGAGCAUGUUAAUCAAAUACAGAUGGAAGAAGUACAGGCAGAACUUAUAGAUGGCACUGACCUUGAACAAGUACAAUAUGAGAGUGCUGACCAAGGAGAAAAGGAACCUAUUUGCAUAGAUGAUGCAGGACUGAAGCAUCUCCCCAGAGAGACUCUUAGGAAAACACAACAGGCAGUUGGACUUGGCACUGUUGUUUCUAAUUCCAGCGUAUGCUGCAAAUGCUUCUAAGGUGAAAGUAACCUGUUCCUGAAGUACCAGUAUUCUGUAGUUUUGGAACUACAGCUUUCUGUAGCAGUUAUUUUUGUCAGAUGGUCACCAGUUGCAGCAGGAGAUGGCACAGCCGCUCACACCGAGCGCGGCACGGCAGCCCCGGCCGGGACACGACAUGGAGACCGCCUGUGCCCAUAUCCUAAGGAGGACUUUGCCCGCACCGCGAGAUGCUUGCGCAAUCCCUGCUACCUACUGCCUGUCAGGUUUUGUAUUCUGUUCUGUUUCCCCAGCCGGAGCCUUGACAUCUAUAAAAUGUUUCUGCUUGAGCCUGUGUUUUCCUGUCCUUUCAAAGGCUCACAGCCGCCGCUGAGGAAGCGGUUUGUACCACUGAGGGCUGAAGCCGGAGGCUGCGCUACGGCUCUCCGGCGUCACGAGAGCGGGGCCCGAGGCGGGAGGCGUCCCCUCCCGCUCCGCGGCUGCCUCACGGCGAGGGGCGGGCGGGAGGCGGG
Messenger RNA from Phasianus colchicus (ring-necked pheasant), 1892 nucleotides. NCBI's taxonomy places the organism in Eukaryota, Metazoa, Chordata, Aves, Galliformes, Phasianidae. The record is from RefSeq and is a predicted model, not a curated record.